AUGGAGGGCGGGCACCAGUACCUCAGUGGUAGUCCGAAAGCAAUUUUCUUCACUGAUUUCGACGGCACUAUUACUUUGCAGGACUGCAAUGACUACCUAGUUGACAAUUUCGGCUUCGGGGCUGAAAAACGCCGGAUGCUUGAGCUAGAAGUCCUAAAUGGAACUUUGGCAUUCAGAGAUGCCUUUCAGGCCAUGCUUGACAGCGUGCGAAUGCCCUUCAACGAAUGCCUUCGUAUCGUGCAGGAAAAUAUUCAGCUCGACCCCGGUUUUAUCGACUUCUAUCUCUGGGCAAAAGAGAAAAGAAUUCCCAUUGUGAUUCUGUCUUCAGGAAUGACGCCUGUGAUAGAGGCAUUACUGGUUAACUUGUUUGGCAGCAAGCCUAGCAACAUAUUUGUCAUUGCAAACAACGUCGCGCCUCACAACGGUAAGCAUGUCGACAUGGUUGGUGGAUGGCAAAUCAAAUAUCGCGACGAUAGCAUAUUUGGCCACGACAAAUCGCUAGAAAUCAAGCACUGUGUUGCACUGUCUGACGAAGAACGUCCUAUGGUGGCUUUUGCAGGAGACGGAGUCUCGGACCUCUCUGCUGCGUCCGAAACAAACCUCCUAUUUGCCAAGGAAGGUUUAGAUCUAGUGAAGUACUGCGAACAGAAAGCGAUUCCAUUUGUGCCCUUCGAUAAUUGGGGUUCCAUUCUCGACGCAAUGCAAGGCAUCUACGAAGGGAUGGUUAAGAAUUAG
Messenger RNA from Aspergillus udagawae, 735 nucleotides. Its product is annotated as putative phosphoserine phosphatase. Lineage: Eukaryota; Fungi; Ascomycota; Eurotiomycetes; Eurotiales; Aspergillaceae. The transcript is spliced from 6 exons. Gene Ontology annotation, molecular function: phosphatase activity. Bases 1 to 735 code for a protein of 244 amino acids. The record is from RefSeq and is a predicted model, not a curated record.